GGACACCAACGGACAUCACUCUUUCUGAUAUCCAGCGAGCUAAAGCAGCUGUCAAACAUUUGCUACUUCAUAAACUGCAUCGACAAGCGCAAAAUACAGCUUAUUGACGCGCGUGAGCAUCUGCAUCGUCAAGAAUUUCUGCAGGACAUCGAUCCGGGUGUGCUUCAAACAGAAUUAGCCAAAAUGUCACUCUAUCCAUCUCUAGAAGACAUGAAGGUGGAUAAAUUCAUACAGGCACACAACACUCCAACUGCGAGUCCAUCAAAAGCUUUACCUCUCCCCGAACCUUCCAGUGACCAGAAUGAACCCAGUACCUACUAUGAUUCAAAAGCUGAACAAACAGGUACCAGUAGCAGGUUGUACCCUGAGCUGAAUGAGUUUAUGGGUCUAAACCUCAGUUCAGAUGCCCUACAAACAUUUUCCUCGUCAAUCGCCGACCAGACUGCUGGGGCUCUCAGCGUGUGUACCUCUGGAAUGAGCUGGGCAGCAGCACCUAUAACAGGAAGUGACCUGGGAGUGAAAAGAGCGGAGAUUCGGCAGGGUGUACGGGAGGUGGUGCUGUGCAAAGACAUGGAUGGAAAAAUUGGCCUCCGCCUCAAAGCCAUAGAUAAUGGUGUGUUUGUGCAGUUAGUGCAGGCCAACACAGCUGCAGCUCUGGCAGGACUGCGCUUUGGUGAUCAGAUUCUGGAGAUCAAUGGCAAAUCAUGUGCAGGCUGGAAUAGCGAUUAUGCACACAAGGUGCUCAAGAACUCCAAUCCAGAGAGAAUUACUUUGGCUGUGCGAGACAGACCACUGGAGCGAACUGUUACCCUUCACAAGGACAUGAACGGGCAGCUUGGCUUUAUUUUUAGAAAAGGUCGGAUCACCUCAAUAGUAAAGGACAGCUCAUCUGCACGCAACGGCCUGCUUACUGAUCAUCAAAUCUGUGAGAUCAAUGGUCAGAACAUCAUUGGACUAAAGGACACGCAAAUCAUGGACAUUCUUAAUUCUAGCGGGGGCGUUGUCACGAUAACCGUAAUGCCAGUGGUCAUCUUUGAACACAUGAUGAAAAGGAUGUCCAGUAGUAUUGUAAAGUCACUCAUGGAUCAUUCUAUUCCUGAGGUGUGAGUUGGUUUGGGUCAAACUGUACAGCUUAGGAUGAUUUGGCCACAGCUUUGACAGCUUACAUUUGGUCUGUGGUACAAGUUCAGCUAACAUUGUGAGAAUUUAUACAUGUAUGUUUUAGAGAUUAUUGACAUGCAAAGACAAAACAGAGUAAGGAGAAUCAUAG
Messenger RNA from Danio rerio (zebrafish), 1270 nucleotides. It is a transcript of the gene sdcbp, whose product is annotated as syndecan binding protein (syntenin). Lineage: Eukaryota; Metazoa; Chordata; Actinopteri; Cypriniformes; Danionidae. The record is from RefSeq and is marked validated. Gene Ontology annotation, cellular component: nucleus; cytoplasm; plasma membrane.